UCAGCUUCCCCAGUAGCUGGCAUUACAGGUGCCCACCACAAUGCUGGGCUAGUUUUUCUAGUUUUAGUAGAGACGGGGUCUCACUCUUGCUCAGGUGGUCUCAAACUCCUGAGUUCAAGCAACCCACCUGCCUUCACCUCUGAGAGGCCGAGCCACCGCGUGAACCACCGCGACCAGCCCUUCCAAUUAUUUAUUGUUACCUAUAUGAUAUGCCAGGCACAUAAGUGCUUCAUUUGUUGAAUGAAUAAGAAAUCUACAGGAUCAGGGAUAACAGAAUAGUAAGAAACAUAAAAAGAAACUUGAGCAUCUCAGACCUCAUCCCUUCCUCAGAUGAAAGAGUGCUGAAGUGUGAAAAGAGGGGAAACCUUUGGGGACGUUGACUCCUUGGGCAGGAAGUGAAAGAAACCCCUGAGUCCUAAUUUCAGAGAAAUGCCAUUUGUCAUCAGCCCAAGAAAAGGAGGUUUUCUUUUCGAAGACCACCGCAGGCCCUUCCUGGGGUUGCCCCCUUCAGAGCUUGAUGGGAGGAUCUGAGUCACUCACACACCCUGUCCCUGAUGGCGACCCAGAUGACAGGGGUCAUUACCACAGAGCGAAUGAGGCUUCCUAGCACCAAGUCAGGGAGCGGGAGGGAGGGUCCUUUUGGUCCUCAUUCACCCUCUCCUUGGAAUCCACAUGUUUCAGUCCUUUUUGCUUCUGUAGUUGGAAGUAAAACAGCUUCCAGCUACUAAUGUUCUACCAUCACCUCUAAUAUAUUUGAUCAGUGCUAUGCACUUAGAAACCACUUUCACAUUCAUCAUGUCAUUUCAUCUCCUCCAAAUGAGAGACUAUCCCUAUAUCAUAAAUGAGAUAACUGAGGUUCAGAGAGGUAACUUGCCCAAGGUUACUCAACCAGUAAAUGGCACAGAUGAAUCUCAAAUACAGUCCUUGGAGCUACAACUACAGUUUUUUGACCCUAGGAGUUCACAAACGAAAUAAGAAAACACACAGUUAGGAGGCAGAAUGUCUGGGUUAUGGAAGUAGAGGGGGUGGUGUCUCCUAUAAAGCAGAGCCAGGAUUAUAAAACCACACCCCCUUGGAGGACUGCAGCAGACUGUUAUUUGGCACAUCCAAUAGAGGACUGUGAGGUUGUGGGCGGGGCUAGCUGGGGGAGGGGGGUCCAGGAGCCCCAACAGCAGUUCAGAGCAUGUGGCAUCCCAGAGGAACCUACAAUGGUGAGUGGUUGCUUCUCCCCAGCUGACGCUUUCUUCCCAUCACAAUUCUCUUUUUGUCCACUCCCUGCCAACUUGUAGCCCUCUCCCCUAUUCACAGGGAGCUUGCACCUAGGACUAUGCCCGCUGAAUGCUAAGAUACUUAGGUUCUAUAUUCCUCGUGCCUGGGUUCCCAGUUCUCUUCUUAAAAGCCAAUGUGGUGGUUUUGAUGUGUGAUAAACUCCUGCCAUGUUGGUUUUUGUCUUCCUAUUCUUCACUUGUCUUUUGAAAAACAAGAAUAAGCCAUUUCCUUAUCCUAAUCUUGAGAGGAAAUAGCCUCCCUCUCUAUAGAGUUCACAUUUCUCGUCUCCUACUUCCUUGGAGUCACUUCUCCAAGAUCUCCCUCCAUCACUGGGUCAGAAGCCUUUUCUUCUGUGGCUUCUGCACCAACUUUCUUAACUUACUGGGUGGGAGUCUUUGGUCUGUUCUCUAAAGAUAUGUUCUAGAGGCUUCAGCUUCAGGGCAACGAUUGACCAAUACCUUAGAGCCUGUCCUCCUGCAGCCAUAACCCCUGUCUUGCUGCCCUCCCAUAUUUCAGGGAUGAUGGGCUUGUGGAGAGAGGGCCACUAGCUUUUGAAGCUCUCCCAUGAAGCUGUGUCUUGCUCCAUCCCUAAAGGCUAGGGUUGACUGGGUUUCCUGAUGAUCCCUUUGUCUGGGAUGAAUGAGGAAAGCCUGGCUUACUGAGAGGGCUUUCUUUGCAGAGGAACUUGGAGAGGAAGAAGUAUAAGUCAGAGACUGCCCAUAUAUACUAGUCUUAAAUUCACUAAUUAAUAUUUGUGUCAACUGCCUGGCCCUUGCUCUUUAAGUCCUGAUUUUGGUCUAAUUUCCAUUCUCCCUCCAUUAUCCCCACCCCCAGCUCCUGUUCUGAUUCCGGAUAAGCUCAAGUCCUCUCUUGGGGUAGUUUAUCUGUUCCACUCAGGACAGAGGGCUCUGAUCUAGAAUGAGCAACUCACUUUCUCUCCCCUCACCUCCACAGGCUUGAGAAUAUGCUGUUCUUCCCUACCUUUUCCAUCAUGGAGCCCACAUUGUUGCCCUUCUUUUAGAGCCUCUGAGACUGGUACCCAGGCAAGAUAUAAUGCCUCUGCCUGCCAUAAGACUGCCCAGUCCUUAUGGCUCUGAUCGGCUGGUACGACUGGCAGCCAGGCUCCGGCCAGCACUCUGUGAUACCCUGAUCACCGUAGGCAGCCAGGAGUUCCCCGUCCACAGCCUGGUGCUAGCAAGUGUAAGCCAGCAGCUGGGCCACAGGGGCCAAUGGGCUCUGGUAGAAGGCAUCAGUCCUUCCACCUUUGCCCAGCUUCUACGUUUUGUUUAUGGAGAGAGUGUAGAGCUGCAGCCUGGGGAGCUGGGGACCCUAGAGGAGGCAGCCAGGGCCUUGGGAGUGCAGUCCCUGGAAGAGGCAUGCAGAAGGGCUCGAAGGGACAGGACUGAAGAGGAGGUGGAUCUAGGGCUGAAGAAACAUCAGGAAGAGCCAGAGAAACCCACAAGGGAUUCUGAGAGAGGACAGAGAAGGCUUGGAGAGAAGCAGAAACAAGAGAAGUAUCUUAGAGCUGCUGAGAGAGAACAGGAGAUGUUACACAAGCACAGACCACCAAGAGAGAGCCCUGAGAUGGCAGGGGCAACAAGGGAGGGUCAGGGGGAGCAGGUGAGAUCAAAGGAGGAGAAACUCAACCAAUCCCCUAUUUGCCAUGGGACAGCAGAUGGGAAGCAAGGCAUGGUCAUGUGGGUGAGGAAGAGUCUAGGGAGCUCUGAGGAAAGUCUGCGGGAGUUCCCUGGCUCCCUUCCCCCACCAGGUUCCUUCCAAACCAGCAUCAUCCCUAGGCCCUGGUGGGCUGAGGCCCCUUGGUUGGGGGGCGGCCAGCCUGCCAUGUGGAGCAUCCUGCUGUUGCCCCCCAGAUACGGCACUCCCUUCUCCCAUAGCACCCCCAUGACUGGAGCCUGGCAGGAGGUCUGGCCUCAGGACCAGAGGAUCCCACUGGCCCUGAACCCCCCCAAAGGGCUCUGGAGCCAGAACCAGUUGGCCUCCUCCAGCCCCACCCCAGGUUCCCUCCCCCAGGGCCCUGCACAGCUCAGCCCUGGGGAGAUGGAAGAGUCUGAUCAGGGGCACACAGGAGCACUUGCAACCUGUGUGGGUCAUGAGGGCACCAAAGGCCACCCAUCUCAACAACACCCUCCCCCAGCCCCUUCCCCUCGGUCUCGGCCUUAUGCUUGUUCUGUGUGUGGGAAGAGGUUUUCACUCAAGCAUCAGAUGGAGACACACUAUCGAGUCCACACAGCGCUCCCGGGACUUCUCUGCUAUGACCAAGCACCUGCGGACGCACGGGGCCGCUCCAUAUCGCUGUCCUCUGUGCAGUGCUGGCUGUCCCAGCCUGGCCUCCAUGCAGGCACACAUGCGAGGCCACUCGCCCAGCCAGCUCCCACCCGGAUGGACCAUUCGCUCCACCUUCCUCUACUCUUCCUCCUCCUCGAGGUCAUCCCGGGCCUCGACCUCUCCUUGUAGUCCCUCCUCCUCCACUACCUGAGGAGGUGUGGAUAACUUCUUUGGGCUCAGCCAAGAUUCUAAGAAUGAAAAUCGGGUCGUCUGGGCUUCUGACCCAGCACCGCUGCUAAGGUACCUUAGCAAAUUCGGCCCCAGGAGAGCCUCGGGAUGACCGCAGGUCGCAGGCCCCUAGGCCAAUCAGCCCCUAUAGGGUGAGGGCACUGAAGUUUACAUGAGUAAAGGUAAACUGUAUGGGGGCUGUCGAUCUCAUUA
This is a messenger RNA of Nycticebus coucang (slow loris), 3996 nucleotides long. RefSeq names its product zinc finger and BTB domain containing 32 (gene ZBTB32). Bases 2323 to 3744 code for a protein of 473 amino acids. The record is from RefSeq and is a predicted model, not a curated record. NCBI's taxonomy places the organism in Eukaryota, Metazoa, Chordata, Mammalia, Primates, Lorisidae. The transcript has 5 exons. Gene Ontology annotation, molecular function: protein binding; RNA polymerase II cis-regulatory region sequence-specific DNA binding; DNA-binding transcription factor activity, RNA polymerase II-specific. Gene Ontology annotation, biological process: regulation of transcription by RNA polymerase II. Gene Ontology annotation, cellular component: nucleus.